GUCGUCGUCGUUGUCGCGAGGAGCGCGGCUCUCGGCGCGCGCGAGAGAAUCCGAGUGUGUGUCGUGUGUAUCUCGCGCGGUGUCGAUACGUGCGUGCGUGCGUGCGUGCGUGCGUGCGUGCGCGCGCGCGCUCGCUCGCUCGCUCGCUCGCUCGCGCGCGAGAGCGAGAGAGCGAGAGACGAGCGCUUCGUUAAAGACAAAGACGGGGCGAUAAUAACGAUCUGUCAUGGGGCUGUCGGCGGUGUAUCUGCUGUACGCGGCGGUGACGGUGCUCGGCGUGGCGGCCAGCGCGGGCGACAAAUGUGCCGACGAGUGCUCCUGCAAGUGGAAAAGCGGCAAGCGCACGGUGGAGUGCGUAGAUCGUGCCCUGACCAGCAUACCAGAGUGGAUCGAUCCGGAGACCCAGGUGCUGGACACGAGCGGCAACGACAUCAGGCACCUGCCGAGCAACAUCUUCGUACGUGUGAGCCUGACAAAUCUGCAGCGUCUCUACCUGCGUGAGUGCCGUAUCGACCGGAUCGACAGCGAGGCACUGGCCGGUCUGACGAAUCUCGUGGAGCUCGAUCUGAGCAACAAUCUGCUGACCGCGGUGCCGAGCUCGAGCUUCACGGACACGCCGUUCCUGCGCGACCUGGUGCUCGCGUACAAUCCCCUCGAGAAGAUCCGCUCGCACACCUUCGAGAGCACGCCGAAUCUCGUGAAGCUCGACCUGUCGCACACGCAGCUGCUCGAGAUCGAGUCGAAGGGUUUCCGCGGGCUCGACCUGCUCGAGAGCCUCAAACUCAACAACAAUCGGCUCUCCACCCUGCACCCGGGCACCUUCGAGCCGCUCAACAAGCUCACCAGCAUCGAGCUGCACGACAAUCCGUGGAUCUGCAAUUGCCACUUGCGCGAGAUGAAGAUGUGGCUGGUGAAGCACAACCUGCCGACCCUCGUGGCACCGGUCUGCCAUGGCCCCGAGCAGCUGCUCAAGCGUGCCUUCACCGACCUCGGCGUCGACGACUUCGCCUGCCGGCCGGUCAUGUUGAUAGCCAGCCGCUACGCCGAGGCGACCAUCGGCGAGAACGCCAGCAUCGUGUGUCGCGUGAGCGCGAUACCGGCCCCGAGGGUCAAGUGGUACUGGAACGGCCGUUUGCUGACCAAUCAUUCGGCCUUCAGUAGCUACCAGAAGAUUCUCAUCUUCGAGGAGGGUCAGUUCAGGAAGAGGAGCACGCUGAUCCUCACCAACGCCCAGGAGGCGGACUCGAGCGAGUUCUACUGCGUCGCGGAGAAUCAAGCCGGCAGCGCCGAGGCCAACUUCACCCUACACGUGUCCCUGAGGACCGCGGGCAUGUCGACCUUAGGAUCGGGUCAAAUCGCCGGCAUAUCAGCCGCGCUGGUCGUGCUCAUUCUCUUCAUACUGCUCAUCAUUCUCGUGUUGUUUAUUCGUCUGCGAAGAAUGCCGCUCAAGGACGUGAAAUCGUCGAUGCCGAUGGAGGCGACGUCCGCUGACGGCGCCGGCGGCGGCGGCGGCGGCUCCGCCACCGGUGGCGGCGGCGGCGGCGGCGGCGGCGGCGGCGGUGGCGACAACCCACCGUUGUCCGCUACCUCCACCACUCGCAGAAAGCACGAGGAAAUUGAGACUACUACGUCAUUCGGAUUGGAGUCCAAGCCACCCGCGUCGUUGCACCUGAGCUACGUGCAAAGACCGCAGGCGGCAGUGGUGCGGGACAACGAGUACGCCACGAUCAGCCGUUUCGACGAUCAGCCGAGUCAACCCGCGGUGGCGAUGCCCGCGGGCGCCUGUUUCUCCUCGACCACAUCCUUGAUGCCGAUCGAUAACCCGGAUAUCAUCAGGGACACUCGGCGCGGUUCCGCCGAAGAUAUCACACCUUACGGCGUCGCCGAUUACGGUCGCGUUGAGACGAUGGACGACGGCAAGAUGCUCUACUCCAGCUGCCUGUGGGAGGCCAGAGACGCCUGCCGGACAUCCGGCGUCUCGGUGAGCGCGUACCCGUCGAAGGAGACACUCGGUGUGGCGGUGGUGGCGCCGGUCGUUGAGCAAUUUCCGCCCGGCGCGAAGCAGAUGCGAGUCUGGCAGAAGGGUGUCCCGGUGCUGCCGCCGGUAUCAGCGCUCAAGCGUGUUCUGGGAUCCACGCGCAGCUCGCCCGACGAGGGCUACCAGGAGGGUACCGGGACCGAUGUCUAGGUACCGCUACUUCAUUACUGCGACGCCCGGCACCGUUACUUGGAGCUGCGUAGGAGGCACCAGGAGGACGACACCGACUGCUAAGAGAGGAGAAAAACGAACAGAAAGAAAAGAGAGAAACAGGAGGAAGAGCGAACGCACGGUUGUCCUCGCGAGUGCCGGACGGGCGGUAGUGAACGAGUCGAAGAGACGAAAGAGAGAGGAGAGA
Harpegnathos saltator (Jerdon's jumping ant) is the source of this 2396-nucleotide messenger RNA. RefSeq names its product leucine-rich repeat-containing protein 24. Gene Ontology annotation, molecular function: protein binding. The record is from RefSeq and is a predicted model, not a curated record. The transcript is spliced from 2 exons. Bases 227 to 2188 code for a protein of 653 amino acids. NCBI's taxonomy places the organism in Eukaryota, Metazoa, Arthropoda, Insecta, Hymenoptera, Formicidae.